AUGGUAGGUGUGAAAGACUAUACGCAUCCAGUGAUUCAGCAGCAGAUUCGCACGACUACUGUAUACUACGUUUCAACUUGUCAAUCCUGGCUGUCGAAGACCUUUAUACCUGGCCUCAUAGUACUGAUGAUCGCGGUCAUCGUGAAGCGUAUUGCCUUGGAAACGCGUACUUACAAAGACCUUGUGAUGGCAGCUGGUCUUGCGAUUAUAGUGCCCUAUUUCGCGAUCAUAGUGACAACCGCACAACAGCGAGUCGUUGAGAGUGGCCUGGAAGAUCCGAUGCUGAUGGUGGAUGAUUUGAGUAUCAUUGGACGUGGUCACCUGAUGAUUGCGGCUGCCUUGGUAUGUUUCUUGCUGCUGCAAUUCAAUGAAGUGACGGAAGACAUCCUCGAAGAUCUAGAGAAAGAGGCUAAGCAAGUGGAGACGAGCAAGAAGAAGAGAUGAAUAUAGUGAUAUUGAUAAAGUGAAGAAAUUAAGAAGCAUUGUCCAAGUACGGCCUUUCCACUGAAAAUGAUUGAAGCAGCACUUGCGUUCGAUUAUAGAUGGCACGUUUCGCGAAAGUAUCCACAAAUAGUGCGCACAAGCAUCAACGAUGGAUUGAAUGUUAGAUCCUACCAAAUGUGGAGCGUUG
Sphaeroforma arctica JP610 is the source of this 631-nucleotide messenger RNA. RefSeq lists its product as hypothetical. Lineage: Eukaryota; Ichthyosporea; Ichthyophonida. The record is from RefSeq and is a predicted model, not a curated record. The coding region runs from base 1 to 444 and encodes 147 amino acids. The transcript is spliced from 2 exons.